Molecule: messenger RNA, 1287 nt
Organism: Ctenocephalides felis (cat flea)
Lineage: Eukaryota; Metazoa; Arthropoda; Insecta; Siphonaptera; Pulicidae
Product: LIM and senescent cell antigen-like-containing domain protein 1
Exons: 7
Coding region: 157-1179 (340 amino acids)
Biological process (GO): positive regulation of substrate adhesion-dependent cell spreading; cell-cell junction organization; cell-cell adhesion
Cellular component (GO): cell-cell junction; cytoplasm; focal adhesion
Source: RefSeq, a predicted model, not a curated record
UAGGUAUGAUGUCAUAAGGUGUUUUCAUUUAGUUCGGGCGGGUUAUGAGACAUUGUUAAUGUUGUGAUUUUUUUUAAUAUUGUGAGCUAUUGCUUUAUUAUAAAAACCAUUUGACAGUUUCUAUAACUCGCGUAUAAGUUUAAAUAUUUAAACAAAAUGCCUGGAUUGGAAGGAGCAGCACUCUUGGGCAACAUGUUUUGUUCUCGCUGUGGUGAUGGUUUUGAACCAAAUGAAAAGAUUGUCAAUUCCAAUGGGGAAUUAUGGCACGGAAAAUGUUUUGUAUGUGCCCAAUGCUUCCGAGUAUUUGCAGAUGGUGUCUUCUAUGAAUUCGAAGGACGCAAAUACUGUGAACAUGAUUUUCAGGUUCUUUUUGCCCCUUGUUGCAAUAAAUGUGGUGAAUUUGUGAUUGGGCGAGUUAUUAAAGCUAUGGCAGCAAACUGGCAUCCCCAUUGCUUCCGAUGCCAACAUUGUCAAAAGGAACUGGCAGAUACUGGAUUCAUAAGAAACCAAGGACGUGCUUUAUGUCAUGAAUGCAAUGCUAAAGAUAAAGCAAGAUGUUUAGGAAAGCAUGUGUGCCAUAAAUGCCAUGGAUUGAUUGAUGAUGCUCCGUUGAGAUUCAGAGGUGAGGUAUACCAUGGAUAUCAUUUUAACUGCACUGCUUGUGGUAUUGAACUCGAUAGUAGUGCAAGAGAAGUCAGGAGCCGACCUGGUUUUGCUGCUAAUGAUAUGAAUGAGCUGUAUUGUCUACGUUGUCAUGACAAAAUGGGAAUACCAAUUUGCGGUGCCUGUAGACGACCAAUUGAAGAAAGGGUGGUAACUGCUUUAGGAAAACAUUGGCAUGUUGAGCAUUUCGUAUGUGCAAAAUGUGAAAAGCCAUUCUUGGGUCACAGGCAUUAUGAGAAAAAGGGACUUGCAUAUUGUGAAACACACUAUCACCAACUUUUUGGAAAUCUAUGUUUCGUCUGUAAUCAAGUCAUUGCUGGUGAUGUAUUCACUGCAUUAAAUAAAGCAUGGUGCGUUCAUCAUUUCGCCUGCUCAGUGUGUGAUACAAAGAUGAAUCAAAAAAGUAAAUUUUAUGAAUGUGAUGAGAAGCCAGUUUGCAAACGAUGCUAUGACAAAUUUCCUCAAGAGUUCAGAAGACGAUUACGCAGAGCACAUGAAAAUACCCCUAAAAAGUGAGAUUACUAACAAUAUCUUAAGGAUAAUAACCAAAAAUUUAGUGGUUUAAUGAAUCACUCAUUUUUUUGAUCAAUUCUAGGGUUUGUACAUUAGUGUACCAAAAGAACU